Messenger RNA from Drechmeria coniospora, 1536 nucleotides. RefSeq lists its product as uncharacterized. Lineage: Eukaryota; Fungi; Ascomycota; Sordariomycetes; Hypocreales; Ophiocordycipitaceae. The coding region runs from base 1 to 1536 and encodes 511 amino acids. The record is from RefSeq and is a predicted model, not a curated record. Gene Ontology annotation, biological process: carboxylic acid metabolic process. The transcript has 3 exons. Gene Ontology annotation, molecular function: carboxy-lyase activity; pyridoxal phosphate binding.
AUGUCAGACGACACGCUAGAGCCGACGGCCAUUGCGCGGCGCCUCGAGCGACGACUCAAGUCCGAUGACGCCGUCGAUUCGCCGACGCUCCCCACCUUGAGCGCCAUCCAGUCCGCCGAAGCAGCUCUCGCCGCCGUCACCGACAGGCACUUGUCGCACGGGCAUGAGAGCCUCCCUGCGGCCGCCGUUGUCGCGCACAUCCUCGACGACAUAGUACCAGCGCUGACAGGUCAGGCGCGCACCAGCCGAUACUACGGCUUCGUCACAGGCGGCGUCCUCCCCGUCGCUGAGUGGGCCGACAACGUCGUCUCCCGCCUCGACCAGAACGUCCAGGUUCACCUCCCGACCCAGUCCGUCGCCACGGCCGUCGAGGAUGCUUCCCUGCGAAUGCUCGCCGCCCUGCUGCGCCUGCGGCCGGCCGACUGGCCAGGCAGGACGCUGACAACGGGCGCGACGGCGAGCAAUGUCCUCGGCCUCGCUUGCGGGCGCGAAGCCGUCCUGGAGAGUAGGCUCCGCCGCGCGGGAGUCGCCGCCGGUGUCGCCGAGUUGGGGCUGCUGUCCGCGUGCCGUCGGGCCGCCGUCGACGAGAUCCAAGUGCUCACGAGCGUUGGCCACAGCUCGCUGGCCAAAGCCGCCGCCGUCGUCGGCAUCGGAAGGGCUUGCGUCAAGGACCUCGGCCUCGGCGGCAAGGAGCCGUGGAGGCUCGAUAUCGACCGCCUCGAGCGCGAACUGCAGCGACCCGGCGUCGCGAGCAUCAUCGCCAUCAGUGCCGGGGACGUCAACACGGGCCGGUAUGCCCUCGAAGGCACGGCCGAGUGGAGCAGAGUGAGAGCUCUGGCCGACAAGUACGCAUCCUGGAUUCACGUCGACGGAGCGUUUGGCAUUUUCACUCGCCUUCUCGGCUUGGUUGACGAAUAUUCUCCUCUCCACCGACGCCUUCAAGGAAUUGAGCUCGCGGACAGCAUCACCGUCGACGGACACAAAAUUCUCAACCUCCCGUACGAUUGCGGCAUGUUCUACACCCGUUCCCCUGCCAUUCUUUCGUCCGUCUUCGCCAAUCCCAACGCCGCCUAUCUCUCGUCCGGCCCUGGCUCGAGCAUUCCCUCUCCCCUCCACAUCGGCCUCGAAAAUUCGCGCCGCUUUCGAGCCCUUCCCUUGUAUGCGGCCAUACUAAACGAGGGGAAGGCCGGCUUUGGGCGGUUGGUGGCCGCCAUGGUUGACAUCUCUCGCCGAAUAGCCGCCUUCUUGCGGGACUCGACGCACUAUGAGCUCUUGCCAGAUGGAUCGGCAUCCCUAGAUGACAUCUUCAUGAUUGUGCUUUUCAGAGCCAAGGACGACAUGCUGAACGACGUGCUCGUCGACCGCAUCAACGAGACGAGGCAGAUGUACGUGAGCGAGACAUCGUGGGGGGGUUCAAAGGCUGUUCGGAUAGCCGUGUCGAAUUGGAAGGUGGACGUGCAUCGGGAUUUCGAGAUUGUCGCAGGCAUUCUCAACGCCGUCGCUGCGGGGGAAAAGUUUGACGUCGGACGCCGGUGA